This is a messenger RNA of Ceratina calcarata, 449 nucleotides long. RefSeq names its product heparin sulfate O-sulfotransferase-like. Lineage: Eukaryota; Metazoa; Arthropoda; Insecta; Hymenoptera; Apidae. Gene Ontology annotation, molecular function: heparan sulfate 2-sulfotransferase activity. The transcript is spliced from 3 exons. The record is from RefSeq and is a predicted model, not a curated record. The annotation marks the transcript as partial. Gene Ontology annotation, cellular component: membrane.
UUUCCCAGGUUCGGCGUGAGACAGACACCUUUAUAUAUAAAUCUUUUACGUAAACCUUUAGACAGAUUUGUUUCUUAUUACUAUUUUUUACGAUAUGGAGAUAACUUUAGACCACAUUUAGUUAGGAAAAAACAUGGAGACACUAAGACUUUCGAUGAGUGUAUAAGUGCAGAUCAGCCGGAUUGCAAUCCUGAUAAUAUGUGGCUACAAAUACCAUUUUUAUGUGGACAUGAUCCUGCUUGUUGGGAAAUUGGAAAUAAUUGGGCAUUAGAAGAAGCGAAAAGAAAUUUGCAGAACCAUUAUCUACUGGUAGGAGUGACAGAGGAGUUAACAGAAUUCAUCGAAAUUUUGCAAAUUGUACUUCCACGUUUCUUUAAAGGAGCUUACAAUUCAUUUUUACACAGUAAGAAAAUCUGAACUUUAUUACAUUAAUAUUAAAUUGUUCGGAU